This is a messenger RNA of Vitis vinifera (wine grape), 1453 nucleotides long. RefSeq names its product polyadenylate-binding protein-interacting protein 9. The record is from RefSeq and is a predicted model, not a curated record. NCBI's taxonomy places the organism in Eukaryota, Viridiplantae, Streptophyta, Magnoliopsida, Vitales, Vitaceae. Gene Ontology annotation, molecular function: RNA binding. Bases 287 to 1165 code for a protein of 292 amino acids. The transcript has 10 exons.
ACGUUCCUCACUUUAAUACACUUUCAACACUCCUAUAUUUUUCAGGGAAAAAACAGCCCAAACCCAAAGCUACCUCGUCUUCUUUCAAAGAACCCCUCUCUCUGAUCAUCAUCUCUUCAUCAUCAAUUUGGGAAAACCCUAUCUUUCUAUUUCAAUCGGUCUUUUCAAAAUGGGUGUCUCUUUUUAGGCUUUGUUUCCCUUAAAUCUCAACCCUAGAGGAGGGUUUUUCUUUUUAACAUUUCUUUUGGAAAAUUUUCAUAUUUGGGUGUUUGGGGCUUUUUAAUCCAUGGCUGCCGGUGCUGAGAUGUCUGGUGAGGCAGUGCCCGCCGUUCCAUCUUCCAAGAAUUCCGAUUCGAAAUCGGAAUUCGGAGCAGGAAUGCAAUCGAUGAUCGUUGAUAUGUUGUCCAAUUUAAAGUUAAAUCCAUUGGCCAAGGAGUUUUUCCCUUCAUCAUACUCUCAUGAUCAUUUGAUUCCUACUGAUUUUUCUAAGGAUUCCCCCAAUGAUGCCUACCCAAAUAAUCGCAGGAGAAGAAAUAAUUAUAACCAAGGAAGGAGGAGGUUGAGUGGGAGAGCAUUUAGAGCUCAACGUGAAGAUAGUAUUCGCCGCACUGUGUAUGUUUCUGAUAUUGAUCAGCAUGUCACUGAGGAGCGGCUUGCUGCCUUAUUUAGUAGCUGUGGACAAGUUGUUGAUUGUCGAGUUUGUGGUGAUCCGCAUUCAGUUCUUCGUUUUGCAUUUGUGGAGUUUGCUGAUGAGCAUGGUGCGAGAGCAGCAUUAAACCUUGGUGGGACAAUGCUAGGUUACUAUCCAGUUAGGGUCUUACCUUCAAAGACUGCUAUCCUUCCUGUGAAUCCUACAUUCCUCCCCAGGUCAGAGGAUGAGCGGGAAAUGUGUGCUAGGACUGUCUAUUGUACAAAUAUUGAUAAGAAGGUUUCUCAGGCUGAGGUCAAGAACUUCUUUGAAAGGGCCUGUGGUGAGGUUUCUCGCCUGAGGCUUUUAGGGGAUCAUGUGCAUUCGACGCGUAUAGCUUUUGUUGAAUUUGCAAUGGCAGAAAGUGCCAUUGUUGCGCUGAAUUGUAGUGGGCUGGUCUUGGGGACCCAACCCAUCAGGGUCAGUCCUUCAAAGACACCAGUGAGGCCACGGGUCCCUCGUGCAACGUUGCAUUAGCUAAUUAUCGGAGUAUAAACCUGCGGAUGGAAUUUGGUGUAACUUCCUGUUGAGAAAGACUUUGUUGUGUUGAAGGGGUGGUGAAACUUCCUUUUGUUUCAUUAUUUCCAUCUUUUCGGUAGCAACAGUAACUUUUCUGCGAGUGAACUUAUCGUGACUUGUCUUGAUCUCGAGUAUUUUUACCUUGUUCCAGCCCUUUGUUUUCUUAGUGUCAUCUAUUUACUUUGAUAGUGUCCUAUCGCUUAUAAUGGGGAGGUAAAUCAAAGUUAAAGUAGCAUUUGAUAUCCA